This is a messenger RNA of Psammomys obesus (fat sand rat), 1428 nucleotides long. Its product is annotated as keratin-associated protein 16-1. Lineage: Eukaryota; Metazoa; Chordata; Mammalia; Rodentia; Muridae. The transcript has a single exon. Gene Ontology annotation, cellular component: keratin filament. The coding region runs from base 1 to 1428 and encodes 475 amino acids. The record is from RefSeq and is a predicted model, not a curated record.
AUGUCUGGCUGCUGUUAUUCUAGGAAAUGCCCCUCCCUGCCAGCCGUCUCUCUCUGCUCUACUGAGGUGAGCUGUGGAGGACCCAUCUGCCUCCCCAGCUCCUGCCGGAGCCAGACGUGGCAGCUGGUGACCUGUGAUGACAGCUGUGGGUCAUCGAGCUGUGGCUCACAGUGCUGUCAGCCUUCGUGUUCUGCGGGCAGUUGCUGCCAGCCGGUGUGCUGCGGGGCCGCCGUGUGUGAGCCUUCCUGUUCUGUGAGCAGCUGUGUUCAACCUGUGUGUUUCGAGGCCACCAUUUGCGAGCCUUCCUGCUCAGUGAGCACCUGUGCUCAACCAGUGUGCUGUGAGGCCACCGGGUGCCAGCCUUCUUGUUCCGUGAGCAGCUGCCAGCCUGUGUGUUGUGAGGCCACAUCCUGCCAGCCAGUACUCUGCCUGGCUACAUCCUGCCAGCCAGUGAUCUGUGAGCCCAGCUGUUGCUCAGCUGUCUGCACUGUGCCUGUCUCCUGCCAACCGAUGAUCUGUGAGCCCGUGGUCUGUGAGCCCGUGGUCUGUGAGCCUGCCUGCUGCCAGCCAGUGUGCCCGACACCUAGCUGCUGUCCAUCUGUCUGCUCUGCAGCCAGUAGCUGCCAGCCAGUCUGCUGUGACUCCAGUCCCUGCGAGCCACCCUGCGAGCCACCUUGCUCAGAGGCCAGUGCUUGUCAGCCAGCUGCCUGUAUGGCUCUGGUGUGUGAGCCUGUUUGUCUCCGCCCUUGCGAGCCACCGUGCAUCUCUAGCAGCUGCCAAGACUCCUCAUGUGGUGUCUCCACUAUCUGCCAGCCCGUCUGCCCUGAGCCCAGUCCUUGCCUACCAUCGGUGUGCGUACCCAGCCCAUGCCAGUCUUCGUGCUACAUAGUCAAACGAUGCCGUUCUGUCUGCGGUGAGCCUGUUUCCUGUCCAUCUACCUCCUGCCAACCUGUCUGCUGCCGUCCGGGGUCCUCUGCAUCUGCCGUCUGCCAACCAGCUUGCCCCCCUCGGACUUUCUACAUACCCAGCUCCUGCAGGCAGCCUUGUAGUCCAGUUUCCUGCCGUCCCAUCUGCCGCCCAUCUGUCUGCUCUGGACCCAUCACCAUCAGGCAGCCAUAUGUGACAUCCAUCACUUACCGCCCUGCCUGCUACCGCUCCUGCUAUUCCAUACUGCGCCGCCCCACCUGCCUGGCUUCUUACUCCUACCGUCCCGUCUGCUCCCGCCAGCCUUGUGCCGAUCCGGACAACGCUAAGCGCGAGGGCAAAAAGUCGACUUCUAGCCAACCCGACUGUGCUGAUUCAACGCCCUGUAAGCCCGAGGUCUCAGAUGAGACUCCCUGCCAGCCCUCUGAGCUCAAACCCGCCAGUCCGAUCACCCGCGAGGCUGCAGCCCCCCAGUCUGCCGCCGGCAAGCCCGCUGACCGCUGA